Molecule: messenger RNA, 765 nt
Organism: Theobroma cacao (cacao)
Lineage: Eukaryota; Viridiplantae; Streptophyta; Magnoliopsida; Malvales; Malvaceae
Source: RefSeq, a predicted model, not a curated record
AUGCCCGAGUGGAAAUGGGAGCGUAUUACCAUGGACUUUGUAACAGAUGAGAUAAUACGGCUGCAUGGCAUUCCUGUUUCUAUAGUAUCUAACAAAGGAGCACAAUUCGCCAGUAGGUUCUGGGAAAAGUUGCAAGAAGCAUUGGGCACUAAGUUGGAUUUUAGCACGGCUUUCCACCCGAAAGCUGAUGGCCAGUCUGAAAGGACUAUUCAGACAUUUGAGGAUAUGUUGAGGGCCUGUGACGCCACCGAGAAAAUACGCAUGAUUUGUCAAAGGAUGUUAAUAGCACAAAGUAGACAAAAGUCCUAUGCUGAUAAUAGACAGAGGGACUUGGAAUUUCAAGUGGGAGAUCAUGUCUUUUUGAAGGUCUCACCAACGAAAAGGAUAAUGAGGUUUGGCAAGAAGGGAAAGUUGAGCCCUCGAUAUAUAGGACCCUUCGAGAUCUUAAAAAGGGUUGGAGCAGUGGCAUAUCUUUUGGCAUUACCAUCAGACUUUUCGAAUAUUCACCCUGUGUUUUAUGUGUCAAUGCUUAAGAAGUACAACCCGGAUCCAUCACAUGUAAUACAGUAUGAAACCAUCCAGCUAAAUAAUGAUCUGACCUAUAAAGAGCAACCGGUAGCUAUCCUUGAUCGGCAAGUCAAGAAGCUCCGUUCGAAAGAUGUAGCCUCGGUAAAGGUGUUGUGGCAAAAUCAGACCAGUGAGGAGGUGACAUGGGAAUCCGAGAAGGAGAUGCGAACAAAGUAUCCCCAUCUCUUUGAUGCUUAG